AUGCUUGUUGGUGAACUUGAUGAAAAUUUAAAAAGAGAAAAAUUACAAGCAGCUUGUGUCCGAAAACAGAAAGAGAAGGGUGUCACUGAUAAAAAACUGGAAGAAAAAUGUGUGCAGUUGGAAAAUCUGAAAACAGAAUUAGAAAAGCUGUACAGUUUAUCACAGGAACUUCAUACGACAAAGGCUAAAUGUGAAGCAGAAAACAAAUCUGUGAAGACAGACAUAGAACAAAUUAAGACAGACAUAGAUGCACCAACACAAGCCAAACAAGAGUUACAGUACCUGAAUAAAGCAAGUGAUAUAUUUAGCAGUAUGCUGGGACUUACUUUCAAGAAAACACAUGGAGGAAGAAUCCAGGUGAUUUUCACACAUAUAGAUGAAAAAGAUCCUCUGAUGGCUUUUUAUUUUUUCCUACAAAUACAAGGGCCAAGCAGAAAAUACGUUGUGACUGAUGCGGAGCCAUCAAUUGAUGGUGUAGAUGAUCUUGUAACACAGUUGAAUGAAACAAACAACUUGAGACACUUUAUGUUGGCUAUGAGGAACAAAUUCAAAGACACUGUGGAAGACAGAUGAUUGCUUAUAUUGUGCUUAUAUCGUGUGACCUGUCUGACAGAUGAUUGCCUAUAUUAUGUUACCCAUCUGACAGAUGUUUAUCUGUAUUAUGUAACCUUUUAGACAGAUGAUUGCUUCUGUUGUGUUAUCUGUCUAACAGAUAAUUGCCUAUAUUGUGCUAUCAAUCUGACAGAUGAUUGCUUAUAUUUUGCUAUUUAUCUGACAUAUGUUUUUAUCUAUUGUGUAACCUUUUAGACAGAUGAUUGCUUCUGUUGUGUUAUCUGUCUGACAGAUGAUUGCCUGUAUUUUGCAAUCUGUCUGACAGAUGAUUGCCAUUAUUGUGAAACCUAUUUGACAGAUGAUUGCUUAUAUUUUGUUACCUGUCUGACAUAUGAUUUACAAUAAUGUGUUACCUGUCUAAUGAAUUUCUGUUAAGUGUAUUGCCAAAUUUGUUCCAUGAUUUAGAUGCUGCAUGGAAAUUUAUGUACUGUGCACUUCGAUAAUUACUUCCGCUACAAGAAAUGCAACAUAAACAUAGACAUUUAUUGUGUUUUCAUGAAUUUCAUUCAUCACCUUACAAUGAACAGAGGAAUUGAUACAGUAUUUAAGGAAUAAAGUUUCUGUUUAUACAUACAA
This is a messenger RNA of Mercenaria mercenaria, 1188 nucleotides long. RefSeq names its product kinetochore protein Spc25-like. The coding region runs from base 1 to 573 and encodes 190 amino acids. The record is from RefSeq and is a predicted model, not a curated record. The transcript has 6 exons. Gene Ontology annotation, biological process: chromosome segregation. NCBI's taxonomy places the organism in Eukaryota, Metazoa, Mollusca, Bivalvia, Venerida, Veneridae. Gene Ontology annotation, cellular component: Ndc80 complex.